Paramormyrops kingsleyae is the source of this 5741-nucleotide messenger RNA. The record is from RefSeq and is a predicted model, not a curated record. Lineage: Eukaryota; Metazoa; Chordata; Actinopteri; Osteoglossiformes; Mormyridae.
CCAAGAAGAACAGCCUCCAGCGGCGGAGCCCCGUCCAGCGACCGUCCGGCUGCGCGUCGCCGCAUCUCCACCGGCGCAGCAGCUUCAGCAGCACUAAGACACCGACGUCUCGCUCACAACAUUGUAUUCGCGUGUUUCCUUGAAUGCGGAUAAUAGGGAUAACGGUCCAAAAACGCCGUCGGUAGUUACAAAGUUUUCUGAGGCAAAAAAAAAACUUCCAUGGACGGAAAGAUUGAGAAAUAAUGAUUCUUCAAAGAGAUAACUGCCUCUACAAUAAAAGAGCAUGAUGUCUCAUAUAAGCAGUAGAUGGUGGAGAUGGAAGUUAGAGAAAAUUCUUUCACUUGCCUUGCUGUUAAUACGCAUUCAGGUAUCAGUGCUGGGCUGUCAGGUCGAUUGCAACCAGGUGCUGGUCGCACCAGAGGGAUCCUUUUCGUCCCCCUGCUACCCCAGAGAUUACCCCAAAAACCAGGCAUGCAGGUGGACACUGCAGGCCCCAGCCGGGUUUGUCGUGCAGAUAACCUUCCUCGACUUUGAGCUGGAGGAGGCGCUGCGGUGCAUCUAUGACCGGCUCGUAGUCAACACCGGCAGCAACAAUGUUUCGUUCUGCGGUUUAACUGCCAACGGACUGAGCCUCAACUCCACGGGGAACUUCAUGGAGGUGUCCUUUAACUCGGACUUUAGCGUUCAAAAAAGAGGCUUCAAUAUCAGUUACAGGCAAGUUGCCGUAGCACUAAGGAAUCAAAAGGUGACGAUACCACAAAGUGCUGGGAAAACUGUCAAACUGUUAAGCCACGUUGCCAUGCCGGCUCUCACGCAGUUCUCCAUCUGCUUCGAGAUAGCAAGAACAAGUCAAAAAGCAGACGAAACCAUCUUCACGUACUCUGAGCAGAAUACAGUCCUUAUUAGCUUCGGACAGUCCAGCGGCGCAGGGAUGGAGUUGAGCGUUAGCGGCGUAACCUGCCCGCUGGGCGCAGCCCUCAGCGCCAGCGAUUUCACGUCGGCCAUGAAGCCCUUCUGCCUCACCUGGUCCAGUUUAUCAGGAGACGUCGGCGUGUACGUCAAUGGCAAUCACAAAUCGGUGCCCUGUUCCAACUCCAUUGGAAGAUCCAUAAAAGGUGGCGCGACAUUCCAGUUGGGCGGCAAAACCAGUUUCGAUGGAUUCAUUUAUAAUUUCAGAAUGUGGGAUUUCAAUUUCACCACAUUAGAGCUAAAGGCCCUCACCUGUGAUACCAUCGGCAAUGUCUUCGACUGGGAAUACACAUUCUGGGAUGUUCAGCCUGCUCACGUUCAAACUGACAGCACACUGAGCUGCAUCUGUUACCCAAAUUGCACACAUUUAACAACAGCUGCGCCAUCUAGUGGUUCAACUUUACCUUCCAUUUUGCCCACCAUCUGUCCCUCUCCUGGCUUGAACUGCCCAGUUCAACCCGAUACCAUUUUAUCAACUACCAUGACUAACAUUCCUACCAUUUCAUCCACUGUUCAGCCCGCUAGUCUUUUAUCAACUACCACAACUAACUUAUCCUUCACUUCAUCCACUGUUCAGCCCGCUAGUCUUUCAUCAAUUACCACAGCUAACAUUCCCACCAAGUCAACAACUGCAACAUCCUCUGUCACCACUAACAUGCAUAUUAACUCAACCACUGCUGCUCAGUCCAUUUCCACUACAACUACAACUUCUAAUAGAAUGCUUCUAACCAGCAAUGUAAUACCUGUCUCUGAAAUCACCCCUGUUUCAUCUACUGCUGCUGCAGCUCUCACACCAACAGCAAUUAACGGCAUGCCAAAGGAGGCAGAGUUCCACAGGAUAACGUUUGACGUGACUGAUGAGCAGGGGCAAAUGGCUGAAGACAUGGUGAAGAAUACUGUACAGCUCUGGCUGAAUCAAAUAUUUAAAAGCUGGCCGGAUUCCUUUAUUUCUUUCAGAGUUCAGCCAAGACCGGCGGACGAUAAAAGCUACACGUGCCAAGUCUUGCUGAAGUCCAGAUUGACAGACACCACUCUCAAGGUUGACACGGUGAUUCAGAGCAAGACCUUGGGGGAGGAACUGUCACUGGAGAACGUUACGGUCCAGCCUGUCGAAAACUGUGAAGCUGAGAGCAGCCCUUUGUCUUACAAAUGGUCUGAAAGCAAGCCGACCGUCACCCAGUUCUUACCGUGCUUCACAAACAAAGAGCAGAAUGCCUCCCGGACGUGCAUGAUAAACUGGCAGAACUACACGUCAUUCUGGGGCCCAGCUGAUGUCAGUAAUUGUGAUAUUGAACACAUCGUGGUUUCCCCAGAAAAUGCAGCAGAAGUUGCCUCCGAUUUAGCUGGCAUGACCAACAACAAUCUCUCAACAGAAGAUGUGUCGAUGGUUGUGACAAAACUGAAGGAUAUUAUUAAUGUGGCCAAGAUCAACAGCACCUUGGCGUCCACCAUGGUGACGAUCUUCUCCAAUGUGAUGACAAGCUCCAACACGGCUCUCGCCACCUCAUCUGAGAUGAUGCUGAAGACGGUGGACGAGCUGGUCCUGAAGAUCGAGUUUGAGGGAACUUUCCUCAGCAUCACCUCCAAAAACUUGGCCCUGGGCAUCUCAGCGUUCAACUCCAGCAGUUUCAAUGGGACGUCGUUCAGCGCGUACAUCCCUGCCAACAGCACUGACCUCCAGAUCAACUUUGAGUCGAGUCAGCAGAAUUCCCUGGCGACUGUUACCCUCCCGUCCACUUUGCUGAGCAAUUUGAGCUUCGUAGAGGCAGAUGUUCUCUCCCGGAUAAACUUCAUGUUCUUCAACAACACUGGGCUCUUUCAGGAAAAAACGGACAAUGGCUAUUUCUUGAACAGUUAUGUGGUGGCUAGUAGUAUGGGCAAUCAAUCCAUAAACAACCUUCAGGACCCAGUGGAGAUUGAUAUUGUUCACCUGUCACCCAAGCCUGCAGCAAGUAUAGUGAAAUGUGUGUUUUGGGACUUCAAUUUCAAAAAUGGCAGUGGGGGCUGGAACUCCGGGGGCUGCAGCCUUAGCCGGUCCAAGUCCACCGCCAGCCGGACAGUCUGUCUGUGCAACCACCUCACCCACUUCGGAAUCUUAAUGGAUAUCUCAAGAUCUUCCGAGUUGCUCAGUGACAAGAACAACGAGGCCCUCACCUUUAUCUCGUACAUCGGCUGUGGCAUCUCUGCCAUCUGCUCUGCGGUGACCCUCUUCACGUACAUUGCGUUCGAAAAACUGCGUCGAGACUAUCCAUCCAAGAUCCUGAUGAACCUCAGUACCUCGCUGCUGCUCCUCAACAUGGUGUUCAUCCUGGACAGCUGGCUGGCCCCUCUCAAAGCAGAUGGCCUUUGCAUCUCAAUGGCAGCAUUCCUGCACUUCUUCCUGCUCACCACCUUUACCUGGAUGGGCCUGGAGUCCAUCCACAUGUACAUAGCCUUGGUCAAAGUUUUUAACACAUACAUACGGAGGUACAUCCUCAAGUUCUGCCUUGUGGGAUGGGGACUGCCAGCUGCCAUAGUGGUCAUUGUGGUCUCCGUGGAUAGAAACUUUUAUGGAAAGUUGAACUAUCAGAAGGACAACGGAGAAGACUCAUCUCAGUUCUGCUGGGUGAAGGAUCCGGUGGUCUUCUACGUAACAUGCGUGGGCUACUUCUCCGUCAUCUUCCUAAUGAACGUGGCCAUGUUCAUCGUGGUCAUGAUUCAGAUCUGCGGUCGCAACGGCAAGCGCAGCAACCGCACGCUGCGAGAAGAGGUUCUGCGCAACCUGCGCAGUGCUGUGAGCCUGACCUUCCUGCUCGGCAUGACCUGGGGCUUCGCCUUCUUCGCCUGGGGCCCCGUGCAACUGGCCUUCCUCUACCUCUUCUGCAUCUUUAACUCCCUGCAAGGAUUGUUCAUAUUCAUAUUUCACUGUGCUUUGAAGGAGAAUGUUCAGAAGCAGUGGAGGAGAUACCUUUGCUGUAGCCGAUUCCGUCUGCCAGACAACUCAGACUGGAGCAAGACAGCCACAAAUAACACGAAGAAGGUCAGCUCGGACAAUUUCGGGAAGUCCCUUUCCUCCUGUUCAUUCGGCUCCAGCACGGCUAACUGGACGUCCAAAGCGAAGCUGACCUUUAACCCCUUUACCAAGCGAAGUAGCCAUGCAGGUAAAGGCUUCUGUGGCCAGGGGAAUGUAAAAGUGGGCCUGUCAGAAGCAGAUACGUCCUCCAUCCUCCCCGUGCAUCAGGUCAUCGACAAGGUGAAAGGGUACUGCUCAGCAAGGUCUGACAAUUUCUACAAGAACAUCAUCAUGUCAGACAGCUUCUAUGACAGCACUAAGUUCUAGACGGACCUCACCUUGCCCUCCGUCACGCCUGAGGCCUGGUUCUCCCUGCUCAUCGAGAAAACCAAGAAAACCUAAAAUGAACGGCAGUAUCUUCACCCACGUUACUGGUGAGACUGCGAUGGAAAAUGACGAAUAUUAUGGGAAAUGUACACUUGUGUAGAGACGAAGGGUUUGGCAUUUUAAUACUGUGAUGUAAAGCUUUCUUCCUUAUUCGAUGGAACACAUGUAGUGAUUGUCUUUAAUUAUGAACCGAAUUGGAUCAAGCCCCUCCUUUUUCACCAAUGCCACUGAGAAAGGGUGGGGCUGGACUAAAUUUGUUCACCGACGUUAAUGGCAAAUCCAUGAUGCUCGAGUCGAAUCAGGACAUUGAACUGGUCACCUGUUUUAUAAAUAUUUAUGGCUUGUGCCUUUUCUAAUUGCUUCCUGUGCCUGCAGUUUUUUUGCAUGUACAGUAAGAGAUGCCUUAUUGUUUCCCGUGAGCGGCUCAGUUUCCUUUUGUAUGUGGGACUGUUCUGUGCUGGAUUCCGGAAGUCUCUGUGUUCUCCGCAGCCUUUAAAAGGAGAAGCUGGGUGACAAGAAAUUUGGACUGACAGGUCUUCCUAAAAAAAAACCCACAAAGACUGAUGGAAGAUGUGGGAUUUUUAACCACGUUACAGUUCCCAUUCUGAAGGGGAGCAACCGCAUUGUUUUGUUGCGUUAUUAAUGUUUUGUUUGUGAACUUUGUGACAUUGCUGUAAAUCCUUUGUAAACUGUUUUGAGGUCAAUUUGGAAUUAUAUUGUUCAUGUUUGAGCUUUCGCCUGCAGAUUCUCUACUACUGAGUAACGUAUACAAGGUAAAAUGGUGUUGGAUAUUUUGAUGCUAUUUAUUCAACUUAUAGAUAUCAGAAAAAAAAACAAUAAAAAUAGUAUCAGUUUUUGCUUAGACUCACAGAGAAGCUAUGCAGUACCACACCAAAUAAAGAAACAUUUUUUUCCUAGAAAUAGGGCUUAUUCAUGCAUUCCUUCAACGGCCAAUGUUAAUAGUGUAUGUCAAAUCUACACUUUAUUUAUGUUCUCCAUAAAUAUUACUGUGUAAUGCAUCAUAGCUUUUUUUUUUCUAAAAUAUUUUUAUAUUUAUGUCCACAGUGGCUGAGUACAAUCUGGUACAUUGUCUUGUAAAAGGAUAACAUUAAAAAUGAACAAUAUUGAAGUGUCAGUUAAUCCAAACAGAGGGAUUUGGACCAGUUAUUUAUCCCGUUACUGUCCCCCAAUAAGCAGCAAAUGUCACUGAUGUGUUUGUGUACAGUCAUGUGUAGAGAGAUAAAUGGGGUAAUGUAAUGUUCCUUUUUUAUAAUCAUUGUGUCAUAGCAGUUCAUUGUUGGAUUGUUGCGCUGAUAAAUGCUGUUCUAUUUCCAUACAAAAUACGGUGGGCCAAAUAUCUCCUACUAAAAUGUACAAUGUAUGCUUCUUUUAA